AUCUCAAUACAGUUCCGUUAAAAGAGGGUGCAACUAUUACAGUAACAAAGUUGGGCACCAUAUGAACUGGACAUUACCAUAUGCGGGAACGAAAAGGCACGUGACUUUUACCCGAUCCCGUGCGUGUAUUGUACGAAUAUAUUGCAUGUAAACAAUCGAGGUAAACGCCCCUCAUGACUGCGACUUGUCAGCACAGCACAUAUUGAUGAACUAACAGAACACUUCCAAAACAGAUGGCUCAAAAUUUCAAAAUUUCCGUGGGAAUACGACACCCGUCUACUGAACGAGAGGCACACUAUAAAGAAGAUGGUCUGCGAUUUGGGACUCAGAAAACUGUGAAAUUGUGCGUGCAAACUGUAUACGAACUACAGUUUAGAAUAAAACCGCAUAGGGAAUUAACGAAUGUUCAAGUGGAUGGGGUUGAUCUUGCCCUGAAAGAGGCGAGUAAAUCCGAGGAUCAGAUUGUCUACACAGCUGAUUGGGAUACUCAAUAUUCCUCCGUGACCAAGAAGGCCAAUAGGUACAGCAUGCUAGUACUAAUAAAUAUCAAGGAUUUGGGGACAAUGAAGACCACAAUACAGAGCAAGUUCUACAACCCAGGAGACAGCCAUCUAACAUGGGGAAGUCGCUUGAAUAAUUUGGAAUAUGAUUGUAAGGUGAACGAGGACAGAGCGUACGUUGAUAUUGUGAAGGAAACAUUCAGAUGACGAUCUUCCAGGGCCAUGACUUGGUUGAGGCAGAUGCCUCCGGGAAGUGGUCCUACACGUAACAAGGGGUGGUUUACUCUGUCAUAGUUGAUGGUUUAUUUCAAUGUGACAUUUUUUUCAACCUCUGACUGCGGGUCAUACUUCUACCGCAUAUUACACAGAAGACAUUUAGCGUGAACGUAUAUUUGAAUUUAGUUUCUUAAAAGAAAUUUUGUAUACUGUUUCAAAAAAAAAAAUAAAUAAAUAAAUAAAUAAAUAAAAUAAAAUAAAUAAAUAAAUCAAAGUUCUAUUAUACAGAUCGCUGUCGAUGAGUAGCUCAGUUUACUGAGUAGAUGAUGUUAGUGAAAACUAUCAGAUUUCAAAUUUCCUACAGUGUAGUGUAUUUGUUCAUAGAACUGGUUACAGGAGAACCCCUCUUAUGUUACGAAUCAGACAAGGGGCCACAGGACGUUUUCAAUGUUUGGCUCUAUCAUAGAUCUAUGACUCGAUCGAGAAUAGUUUGUCAUAAGUCAUAGCUUAAUUGGUGCUAAUUGUGUUUAUAUAUUUCAACUUUUUUUCGUAUGCAAUAUAAAAAAAUAUUUUGUGUUAUAAAUUCUUUAUAGAUAUAUUCCCUUACAGAUAUAAUAUUUUUGAAAUAAAAGUUGUUUAAUGGCU
Molecule: messenger RNA, 1361 nt
Organism: Lingula anatina
Lineage: Eukaryota; Metazoa; Brachiopoda; Lingulata; Lingulida; Lingulidae
Product: CB1 cannabinoid receptor-interacting protein 1
Biological process (GO): negative regulation of signaling receptor activity
Cellular component (GO): plasma membrane
Molecular function (GO): type 1 cannabinoid receptor binding
Source: RefSeq, a predicted model, not a curated record